Messenger RNA from Limulus polyphemus (Atlantic horseshoe crab), 629 nucleotides. Its product is annotated as 3-hydroxyisobutyrate dehydrogenase, mitochondrial-like. Gene Ontology annotation, biological process: L-valine catabolic process. The transcript has 2 exons. Bases 189 to 614 code for a protein of 141 amino acids. Gene Ontology annotation, molecular function: 3-hydroxyisobutyrate dehydrogenase activity; NADP binding. Gene Ontology annotation, cellular component: mitochondrion. The record is from RefSeq and is a predicted model, not a curated record. Lineage: Eukaryota; Metazoa; Arthropoda; Merostomata; Xiphosura; Limulidae.
CGAAUAUCACUAUAAAAUUAUUUAUUAAAAGUAACAUUUGUAAUAUCCAUAAAACCUAUUGCUUUCGUUGAUUGUAAUAAAUGAAGUGUAGAUGUCACUUUGUUUUUCCUAUUUUGGAGCAAGCUUGUCGCGGUGGUAAAAUAUAGUGUUUUUGAUUUAAAAUAGUUAAAUUAAAAUAAUAAAAUAAAAUGGCAGGUUUUUUAACCAGACGUUUAGCACUAUCGACAUUAUCUUUUUGUGAAAGUCGCGUAAUAAUUGUAUCUAAUGCUUCUCAAACAGUGCUUUCAAGAAAAUUUUCCGUUUCUCCAAGAAGCAAGGCCUCACAGGCUCCAGUUGGUUUUAUAGGCCUAGGAAACAUGGGCUCACACAUGGCAAGGAAUUUACUAGAUAGAGGUCUCUCUCUAGUGGUUUAUGACGUUUACCCAGAAGUUAUGACUUCACUGUCUGACCAAGGUGCUCGAAUAGCCCAGCAUCCAGCAGAAGUUGCUGAAAAAAGUGAUCGCAUCAUAACAAUGUUGCCAUCCAACCAACACGUUCAAGCAGUUUACACUGGGGAAAAUGGCAUUUUCAAGUUGGUGUCAGAAUUUAGUGUAAAUCUGUUAGUUGUGGUUUAGUAAAGCUAACUUGCU